Molecule: messenger RNA, 3379 nt
Organism: Populus euphratica (Euphrates poplar)
Lineage: Eukaryota; Viridiplantae; Streptophyta; Magnoliopsida; Malpighiales; Salicaceae
Product: pentatricopeptide repeat-containing protein At5g02860-like
Exons: 2
Coding region: 273-2765 (830 amino acids)
Molecular function (GO): protein binding
Source: RefSeq, a predicted model, not a curated record
CGUCCAUUUCUUCACUCCUACGAAGCAGAGAGUCACCUUAGCUGACAUGGCAAGCUCUAUCUGUUCGCCAGAGAUUCUUGUCUGCUACCAUGGCAGUCUCCAUUACUCACUCACCACGUAGGAUUGAAACCCUCCUCCCCUCUCAAAUCUCUUCUUUCUUAAGUCAAAACACCACACAAACCCAACUAAAGAAACCACCCUCACUUUCUUAAGUCAACUUUUAUAAUCCUUAAACCCGCCCAUAGCCCUCUCAAAGCCUCUCACUCUAAAAAAUGACAGAGAAACUAGCUCUCCCUCUUCUCAUCACAGACCCACCCCCAACAAAACUCUUACCGCCUCUCCAAUCUCACCUCCACCAACAACAGAAAAAACUAACAACACCCACUUCACGACCACCACCACAACAUGGCACCCCACCUACGCAGGGCUUCCUUUUCAAGCAAAACCCCAAUCUUUCCAAACCCACCAACCCGCAAACCCAACCUGAUCCAUUUCCUAUCCCAAGAAACCGAACCCGAAUUGGCAAGGCCCGUGACCCUAACCGUGGCAAACCCUGGACCCACCGUCGUCUCUCCCUUCAAGGUCAGCGAGUUCUAGAUUCUUUAAAUGACCCUUCUUUCGAAACCAGUGAAUUAGAUAAAAUCUUGAGUCUUUUAUUUGAUUAUUAUAGAGAAGAGUUCAGUUUAAGUAGUCGUGGUAAGGAGAGGUUAAGUAAUGAUGUUUUGGGUAUGAUUAAGGGUUUAGGGUUUUAUAAAAAAAGUGACCUGGCUAUGAGUGUGUUUGAGUGGUUUAAGAAUAGGAAUGAUUGUGAAUCUGUCUUGAGUAAUUCAGCUGUGGCUGUGAUUAUUAAUAUGCUUGGUAAAGAAGGAAAAGUUUCGGUGGCAGCAUCUUUGUUGAAUAAUUUGCAUAAAGAUGGGUUUGAACUUGAUGUUUAUGCGUAUACAUCUUUAAUAACUGCUUGUGUUAGUAAUGGGAGGUAUAGGGAAGCUGUGAUGGUUUUUAAGAAGAUGGAGGAAGAAGGGUGCAAACCAACUUUGAUUACUUAUAAUGUGAUUCUGAAUGUGUAUGGAAAAAUGGGUAUGCCAUGGAACAAGAUUAUAGGUCUGUUUGAGGGAAUGAAGAAUGCUGGGAUUCUGCCGGAUGAGUAUACAUAUAAUACGCUGAUAACUUGUUGUAGACGAGGAUCUUUGUAUAAAGAAGCUGCUGCGGUUUUUGAGGAUAUGAAAUCGAUGGGGUUUGUGCCUGAUAAGGUCACUUAUAAUACUUUAUUGGAUGUUUAUGGGAAGUCUAGGCAGAUUAAGGAGGCGAUUGAGGUAUUAAGAGAAAUGGAGGUCAAUGGAUGUUCACCAAGCAUUGUGACAUAUAAUUCGUUGAUAUCUGCUUAUGCAAGGGAUGGUAUGUUGGAAGAAGCAAUGGAGCUUAAAAACCAGAUGGUUGAAAGAGGGAUUAAACUGGAUGUUUUUACUUACACUGCAAUGUUGUCAGGAUUUGUGAGGACUGGUAAGGAUGAGUCUGCAAUGAGGGUUUUUGAGGAAAUCAGAACUGCAGGUUGCAAACCUAAUAUUUGUACUUUCAAUGCCUUGAUUAAGAUGCAUGGUAACAGGGGAAAGUUUGCAGAAAUGAUGAAGGUUUUUGAGGAGAUCAAAAUUUGCUGCUGUGUACCAGAUAUUGUUACCUGGAAUACCCUUCUAGCAGUGUUUGGGCAAAAUGGGAUGGACUCAGAAGUGUCUGGAGUUUUCAAGGAGAUGAAGAGGGUUGGCUUUGUACCAGAGAGGGAUACCUACAACACCCUAAUCAGUGCGUACAGUCGGUGCGGUUCAUUUGACCAAGCCAUGGCUAUGUACAAGAGAAUGCUGGAAGCUGGGAUCACACCUGAUCUUUCCACCUAUAAUGCUGUUUUGGCAGCUUUAGCUCGAGGAGGGCUAUGGGAACAGUCAGAGAAAAUACUUGCUGAAAUGCAAGAUGGCAUGUGCAAGCCCAAUGAACUGACAUACUGUUCUUUGCUUCAUGCUUAUGCCAAUGGCAAGGAGAUUGGACGGAUGCUUGCUCUUGCGGAGGAGAUAUGCUCUGGUGUAAUUGAACCUCAUGUUGUGCUCUUGAAGACCCUUGUUUUAGUUAAUAGUAAAUGUGACCUCCUAUUAGAAGCUGAGCGUGCAUUCCUGGAGUUGAAGAGAAAAGGCUUUUCACCUGACUUGAGUACUCUGAAUGCCAUGAUUGCUAUUUACGGCAGGAGGCAGAUGGUUACGAAAACAAAUGAGAUCUUGAACUUCAUGAAAGAGAGUGGGUUCACUCCUAGCAUGGCAACUUACAAUAGUUUGAUGUACAUGCACAGCCAAUCAGAGAACUUUGAGAGGUCAGAAGAAGUUUUAAAAGAAAUCCUUGCAAAGGGAAUAAAACCAGAUAUAAUUUCAUACAACACUGUUAUUUUUGCAUAUUGUCGAAAUGGGCGGAUGAAAGAGGCUUCACAUAUAUUCUCAGAAAUGAGAGAAUCUGGGCUUAUUCCAGAUGUAAUCACAUAUAAUACUUUUGUUGCAAGUUACGCAGCUGAUUCAAUGUUUGAGGAGGCUAUUGAUGUUGUUUGCUACAUGAUCAAGCAUGGAUGUAAACCGAACCAGAAUACAUACAACUCAAUCAUUGAUGGAUACUGUAAACUUAAUCUCCGGGAUGAUGCAAACAAGUUCAUAAGCAGCCUUCAUGAGCUUGAUCCACACAUUUCCAGGGAGGAAGAGUGCAGGUUAUUAGAACGUUUAACCAAAUGGUCAUAGGCAAUCCCUUUCUUAUCUGUCUCAUGUUUUGAUUAGGCAUGAAGAUGUGGUUAAUAUGGAUGAUCCAGCAAAAGCUUCCUAAUGUUUCCUGGAGGCUGAAGAGAUGCAAGCACCCAGGAACACAUCUAUUUGGAGGGCGGUGCUUGGAUCCAGACAAGACAUGAAAAGAAGGGGAAAGGGGAGUUAUUGACUUCAAGGUUCUUGAGCUUCGAACUAUGUGGUAAAGAAAGAAGGAAGAAUGAAUGGUUUGUCCAGGAGAGUUGCUAAUUGGCCAUUUCGUAGCUGAUGAUACGUGAUCUUACAUAAAGUUCUCGCUUCUGGCGAUAUAUACUGAAAGUUGCUAAAGGUGUGUACAAUGUAUAUAUUGUAGGUGUAACAAAAAGUAAAAAGCUAUAUAUAAAUGCCGAGUUAAUGAAUAGCUAUGCCCUAAAGAUACGACAAUGUGGCUUUUGAACUCCAUUUGUUAGUUUUGUGAAGCUCAGUUAUACUCGAAACCAGAAACAUGAAAGCCAACAGUAUUUCAGCGGUCCACUGGACUGUUGUAUCUUCAAGAAUGAUUAUGAAAAACAGAAACGUUGUUAAUGGGGAGAAACUUAUAUAGGAGUAAUUGUCUA